AUGGCUGACUAUAAAGCUGUAGACCAAGAUUUAACUCCCCUAUUUGUGAGCGAGCAGAAAAGCAUUGUGAAAUCCUGAUGAAGCCUCUGUGAGCUGCAAUAUAUAAGUAACGAUUAUUAUAAUAAAAUCUCUAGCUACUCUAUUAAAUUUUAUAGCAACUUACAUUUAAAAAUAAUAUUCACAUAUUGAAUUCAUAUUUCCUUCAAAUUUGGAUUUUUUUAGAUUUCAAAAAAAACAUAUAAAAAUUUGCAUGCAAAAUUAAAAAAAAUAAAUUUCCCUUAAAAUUUUGCUAAUUCAUAAAGGAAGAAUAAGAGAUGGCCCAGUCAAAGAAAGAAGAUGCACAGAUAUCCUCUGUACUUUCAUUUUCACUGUAUUCGUAGCUGCCAUGAUAGUUAUUGGCAUCUUUGGUUUCAAAAAUGGUAACCCUGAUAUGGUGCUUUACCCUUACGACUCUUCAGGCAACCAGUGUGGGCUUAGCGAUACAGUUACAGCAGACUAUCCUUACCUUUACUAUGUAAAUCCUGACGAAAGUACCAAAUAUACCACUUGUGUCAAAUCUUGCCCAAAGAAUUACACUGAUGUAGUUGAGUGCUAUCCAAAUACAUGGGUUACAAGCUGUGCAUUUACAGCGACCACUAAGGAUGGAGGCAUUUAUGAUUAUGAGCCUUAUGAGUCCAGCUCUGUGCUUGGAAAAGCUUGUCUUCCAAACCCUGAUGCUAUAGGUGGAAAAACUGAAAAGUUCAUGGAUUAUUAGUCUCUAUCUUUUCCUUACCUUCCUUGGUGCAUAUAAAUUUAAUACAAACAGGAUCAUACAUCUUGGUGCCUAAAUUUAAAAAAAUAUGAGAAAAUACAAUAAAUAAAUUUAAUAUAAAUCUUGAAUUUUUAUUUAUAUUCUAUUAGAGAUGGCCAAUAACUAUUAUGAUAUCUGUCGUAAGAGUUAGAAACAUUAAUAUUUUAUCUAUUUUUUGAGGCAUUUGGGUUUUCAUAUAGAUAUUGCUUAAAAGUUUAAUUUUAUAUAAAGAAAAACCUCAUAGAAAAAAAUUAUUUGUUUUUACAAAUCUCCCUCACAAGAUUAUAUUGAAUCUGACCAAUUCACUCAAUAUAUGACUGAUAUUGCUGUCUGCUGGUCUAUGGUGCUUGGUGUACUCGGCAUGGCAAUCGUUAUAUCAAUACUCUACAUGAUAUUUGUCAGAUUUUUCGUAGGAUGUGCAUUAUGGCUCAGUUUUGCAGCAAUCAUCGGGCUAUUUGUUCUAUUCGGACUUUUCCUAGAUUACAGUGCCAAAGAAUACUACGGCGGAGCAGAAAGCACCAAAACAAAUACAGCCCUCAGAAUUGUCGCUAUUUUAUGCUAUAUCAUCGCAGGCCUUUCCUUACUCCUAAUCAUCUGUAUGAGAAAAAGAAUCGAACUUGCUGUAGCCAUCAUGAAAUCUGCCUCCCUCUUCAUUGCAGAUGUCUGGGAAUCUCUCCUCGUCCCAGUCGUUAUGUUUUUAAUCAGCAUACUCACAAUCACUUUCUGGGUUAUCGCUUUAGUCUACUUAUACUCCUCAGGAACUGUCGAAAAAAAAGAAAAAUACUCAGCAAUGGCUCACAUUAAAUUUGACCAGACCUUAAGAAACGCUUUUUGGUUCGAGUUUUUAGGGAUUUUAUGGAUUGAUGCUUUUAAAGUCGCCAUGACUGAGUUUAUCAUUGCUUGUGCUUGCUGCAUUUGGUACUUCAGAGCUAAAAAAGACGAAAGCCCUAUAUGCACUGCGACGAAAUAUGGAAUUUUCUAUCAUAUUGGGUCAGUGGCUUUUGGGUCUUUUAUACUCUCACUCGUAAUUUUGAUUAAAUGGCUGCUGAGGCUUAUUUCAGAAAAAAUUUAUAAGGAAGCUGGGGGUGAUAGCAACCCUGCUUUGAAGUGCUGCUGCAGCUGCUUAAAUUGUUUGGUGAGCUGCUUUGAAAGAUUUGUGAAGUUUUUGAAUACCCAGGCGUAUAUAAGAGUUGCGAUGUCUGGAGAAAAUUUCUGUACUGCAGCUCAAAGUGCGUUUACACUGAUGAUAGAAAAUGCAGCAAGAUAUACAAUUUUAGGAGGUGUAGGGACAAUUCUUAACUUUUUAGGGAAAGUUUUGAUUACUCUGCUUACUGCAUGGCUUGGAUAUGUUAUAAUCACUAAUAUGCUAUCAUUCUUAAUUUUUGAUAUAAUAUACAGUAAAAUUAUAUCAUAUUUUUACAAAAUAUUAAAAUAGACUUUUAUAUUAAUAUAUAUUUUAUAGAUUGUCAGGAUACUGAUUACUACUCAGAAAACAUUUCUUCACCUAUUCCUCCUACCGUUGUGUUUAUCAUUGUCUGCUAUUUAGUAGCUUCACUCUUUAUGAGUGUCUACUCCAUGGCAUGUGAAACCAUUAUCCAGGCUUUCUUAAUCGAUGAAAAAUCAAACGGCACCUCAGUAUAUGCCCCAGAGCCUUUAGUAGAAUUCAUGAAGGAAAACCGUGAAGAAAAAAAAGGAGGCUGCUGCUAA
Messenger RNA from Blepharisma stoltei, 2497 nucleotides. The record is from the annotation of a GenBank genome assembly. Lineage: Eukaryota; Ciliophora; Heterotrichea; Heterotrichida; Blepharismidae.